UACUCACAGCAUUGGAGGGAGGGAGGGAGCGAGCCAGAGUCCCCGCGUCUGCCGCUCCCUGGCCUGCCCUUCGCCCUCCGCCGCGCGCGCCCAUUGGCCACCGCAGUCUCUCCACGUGGGACGGAGGCGCGCGCUUCAUUGGACCCCGCGUGAGGGGCGGGCCUAGAAUGCGCGGGUCGCCGGCCGUGGAGGGUCAAGUCGUGGCUUCUGAGGGCUGAGGAAGGGCAGCGGGCGCAGGCGAUGGUGCCAGCGCUGCGUUACUUGGUUGGUGCCCGCGGACGGGCCCGCGGGGCUUUAUUCGGGAGCUUCCCCUGGGCUUGCGGGCCGGCGUCGGGGAGGCCCCGACCGCUGUGUGGGGGUGGCCGCAGCGCCAGCACCAGCUCAUUUGAUAUAGUCAUUGUUGGUGGCGGAAUUGUGGGGCUUGCCUCUGCCAGAGCACUCAUCCUGCGACAUCCAUCACUUUCUAUUGGUGUUCUGGAAAAGGAGAAAGAUUUAGCUGUUCACCAGACUGGACAUAACAGUGGUGUCAUACAUAGUGGAAUUUAUUAUAAACCUGAAUCUCUGAAAGCCAAAUUAUGUGUACAAGGUGCAGCCCUCCUCUAUGAAUACUGCCAGCAAAAGGGAAUUUCCUACAAGCAAUGUGGCAAGCUUAUAGUAGCUGUUGAACAAGAAGAAAUUCCGAGACUUAAGGCUCUAUAUGAGAGAGGCCUGCAGAAUGGAGUCCAGGGCCUGCGGCUGAUCCAGCAGGAGGAUAUAAAAAAGAAGGAGCCAUAUUGUAGGGGUCUAAUGGCUAUUGAUUGUCCACAUACUGGCAUUGUGGACUAUCGGCAGGUGGCUUUAUCAUUUGCCCAAGAUUUCCAGAAAGCAGGUGGCUCUGUCUUGACAAAUUUUGAAGUAAAAGAUAUUGAAAUGGCUAAAGAAGGGCCUUCAGGAAGUAUAGAUGGAAUGAAAUAUCUGAUUGUUAUAAAGAAUACAAAGGGAGAAGAAAUUCGAUGUCAGUAUGUUGUGACUUGUGCAGGACUUUACUCAGACCGUAUUUCAGAGUUGAGUGGCUGCCCUUCUGAUCCUCGAAUUGUACCAUUCCGAGGAGAUUACCUGCUCUUGAAGCCUGAAAAAUGUUAUCUUGUAAAAGGAAAUAUUUAUCCGGGGUCCAGCUGGAGUAAGAGCUCAAGCCCUGGAUAGUGAUGGAAAUCUGGUAGAAGAUUUUAUAUUUGAUGGAGGAGUUGGGGAUAUUGGAAAUCGCAUUCUUCAUGUGAGAAAUGCACCCUCCCCUGCUGCUACUUCUUCCAUCGCAAUUUCUGGAAUUAUUGCAGAUGAAGUGCAAC
Molecule: messenger RNA, 1325 nt
Organism: Cebus imitator (Panamanian white-faced capuchin)
Lineage: Eukaryota; Metazoa; Chordata; Mammalia; Primates; Cebidae
Gene: L2HGDH
Product: L-2-hydroxyglutarate dehydrogenase
Exons: 8
Coding region: 241-1182 (313 amino acids)
Molecular function (GO): (S)-2-hydroxyglutarate dehydrogenase activity; (S)-2-hydroxy-acid oxidase activity
Source: RefSeq, a predicted model, not a curated record